Canariomyces notabilis is the source of this 3912-nucleotide messenger RNA. RefSeq lists its product as uncharacterized. The transcript is spliced from 4 exons. Bases 1 to 3912 code for a protein of 1303 amino acids. NCBI's taxonomy places the organism in Eukaryota, Fungi, Ascomycota, Sordariomycetes, Sordariales, Chaetomiaceae. The record is from RefSeq and is a predicted model, not a curated record.
AUGGAUCCAGUCUCGACUUUGGCUUUUUCCUGCAACGUCUUGGAUAUCAUUGAGCGCGGAUACACAUGCUGCAAGACGUUCAAGGAACUCUACCAAGCCUCGAAUGGCUUGAGCAAGCAGCGCAUCGGCAUAAUGGACGCCGUGGACAGCAUGCAGAGUGUUAUCGACGACCUCCGCAACACCCGCCUCAACGUUCCCAUGUCUCGGUCCGAGAAGGGCAAGGUCGACCAGUCCCUGCUCCUGGUGGUGUCCCGAUGCGAGGAUUUGGCCAAUGACCUCGCUGCCGCCGUCGAGAAAUGCCGCGUCAAGAAGACGGGCUCUCUUGUUUCAACCGCAAAGGCAGCUGUCCGGGCCAUGCUGUCGCAAGCAGACAUUAACAAGAUGGAGCUCGAUCUGCAGCAACGAGGCCAGACAUUGCAUGUGCUGCUCAUGACAUGCACGCAUCGCGACGUAUCCUUCGUUCUGGACCAGAUCAAGGGAACAGAAAUUCAGCAUGAGGCGCGCCACGGUCGAAUCAUGGAGAGACUGAAGGAAUUGGAACAGCAAAUGGGACCAGCGACUUUCCUCCAGCAAAUGCCGGUGGAUGCAUCCAUGGUCCGAAACCAGAUGGCCGAAGCCACCGACCUUGCCGGAGAGGCCCAGGCCAUGCUCAACAGGCAACUGAUACUUACGGGUCUUAAAUUUCUCGGAAACGACAUGCGCAUGGGCGAGGUGCACGAAGCGGCGGAUGAGACGUUUGGCUGGAUCCUCGAGGUGGCCGCCGAGAAGAGCCUUGGCGACUCGAACAACGUCACCUUUGCCCAGUGGAUGCGAAGCGGACUCGGAGUCUUUCACAUCACCGGCAAGCCAGGAUCGGGCAAGUCGACUCUAAUGAAGUACCUUGUAGACCACCCGCGAACCCCCAUACUCCUUUCAGACUGGUCCGGGCCAAAGAAGCUCGUCAUCUCCAAGUUCUUUCUCUGGAGGUUCGGAAACCGGGAUCAGAAGAGCUUCAGAGGACUGACACAGGGCUUGCUCUACGCGGCCGUUAGGUCGGCUCCCGAACUGACCGAGUUCCUGUUUCCACAAUACUGGGAUCCAGCCGGAGUCAUCUCCAAAAGUGCGCGCAUGCGAGUCAAGUUUGACAUCACCGAGCGAGACGUCGCAACCGCAUUCAAGCGCCUGGUCGAGGGAACGGUCCCAGAGAUUAUCGACCGCUUUCGGAUCUGCUUCUUCAUCGACGGUCUCGACGAGUUCGACGAGCAUCAAGGUGUCUCCUUUCUGGAGCUGCGCCGUCAGAUUCUUCAGUGGUCCUCCCGGUUGCCAGAAACCCUCAAGAUCUGCGUUUCCAGCAGACUGUGGCCCGUGUUCGAGGGCAUGGCAUCGUCCGAAUUUCACAAAAUGAGCCUUCACGAUCUCACCCGCAACGACAUCUCCAAGCUAGUCACCAACACCCUCAACAACCAUGAGAACUUCCAAAAGCUCCAGAUCACCGACCCAGUUGGGUGCCAGCGGCUUAUAGAUGAAGUCGUAAACGACGCCGAAGGUGUAUUCCUCUGGGUCACUUUGAUCUUGCGGUCCCUGGAAGACGGACUCUCCAACAGCGACCCUCUUUCCUUGCUGCAAAGCCGAGUGGCAACAACGCCGCAACAGCUCAACGCGUUCUUCAAGACGAUACUGGAUAGCAUCGACCCUCAACAUCGCCAGAGCGCGUACUAUCUCUUCGCACUGGUCAUGCGCAUGGCCGGGAGUCUUCUUUCGAGCCCAAACGGCUCGUCAGACCUUCUUGCUCAGACGCCAAAUCUGCACCCGCGAGAACUCCCGGGCAUCUCGUACGUAUCAUUGCUGGGUACCUCGUUCCUGUUCUGGGCGCUGGACGGAAAGCAGCGGGUGGACGCAGCAACAUGUUGGCCGGAGGAGAAGCUAUCCGACACCCGCGAAGAGAUGAGGGAGAAACUGAAAGUGACUGCGGUUCAAGUCAGGGGACGGUGUAAAGGGCUUUUGGACGUUGACGAGAUGAAUUCUGUCAAAUUCAUCCACCGCACCAUACCUGAAUAUCUGCAGGAGUAUCUCGGUGCGAGGUUGCACGAGUAUGGGAUGAGUGAUGAGAGAGUUGGCCAGAUCUUGGUUUGGAUGUUGCUAGCGGAGGUGAAGUACCUGGGAAUCUAUGAUCUCAAUGCGAUGUGGGAGGGGGAGGCACGACCAAAGAAAAAGGUGGAGUUGAAGGAGAUUGAGGAAGCAGUACCGAGUAUUCGCAAGGACGAAGACGACGACAAAGACGGAGACAACCUUGGAAACAACACCCCUGGGGAGGAAGAGCUCGAUCGUGUCCAGAACUUUGUCGCCGAACUGGAGAGCAAGGAACCGAUCCAAGAUGCUAACCUCAUAUCCGACUACCGUAAGCGUCGAGCACAGAUCCAUAUGUCAGAAUAUACCAACUGCAAUGAGGAGACCCCUUUUUCCCAGCCCUCAGUGACACACCCCUGGCUCCGAAACUGCACCCCAACCAUGACACGCUUCGGCUAUAUCAUGAGCCGCCUACGACAGGCCGAUCUUUCAAACCAGGAGGCAACCUUCUCCAUUCUCGAUGCAUUAGAGACUGAAACCAGCCUCGCCCAGUGGUCCAUCUCCGAACCACCAGACUACCUCUGGGCCAUGGUUCGGGAGCCCUACUUUCAAGAGUCCUUGCGCAGAGGACCUUCGCACAUUGCAACAUACUCCCGGUACGCCUUCGGUGUCCUCAGUAUCGCAGCUUUUCUCGGUCUCCACGAGUAUGUCACCUGGCGACUGGGCCGCAUGGCCAACUCCUUCGAUCGCAAGGGCUUCUUUGCAUCGUAUACCCUCGCCAACGUCAUGGACGGACUUCUGUGCAGCCCUUCUAGCUCGCGAAUUCUCACACUUAAGUCGCUCCUCCGUCACGGCGUGUCGGUCAAUCUGGCUAUGUCUCCCUCGUGGUAUCAGAACCAACCUAUUGCAGACAUCGGCACCGUGUGGCAUAAUUACCUUUUCGAGCUGUUCUGCGAGCAGCGCGGAUUCGACCUCGACAGCACCUCUAUCGCAACUCCUCAUACGGGUUUCAAAGAUGCAGGUCGUACCGCUGAUCCCAUGUCAACUUUUCGAGAGGGAAAUUGGCAUGUGAUAUCCACCUGUCUAGAGGUGGGAGGCGCUGACCCCGGCUUUGCCGUCUUGAUGAUGGAGAACUUCUCAGAGGCCCAGGAAGGUGACAUCCCGGCCAACUACCUGGGGCUUCUUCGCUGCUUCGCCGAAGUCCUCCCACCAAGCUCCCCACCAAAGCACCCCUUCGACUACCACCUCAUCCAAGAAAUUUUACAAACCCACGCCGAAGCGCGUCGAAAAGAGCAAGAUGCCGCCGCCGCAUUGGGGCUUAUCAAAAUGCAUGAAAAGGGAAUAUAUUCAUCGGCAGGCGGCGAGACACCAAGCAUCGGCACGCCCCCUUCGAGCCCUCUACGGCAACCCGUUACCUACAUCCAGUCUUUCCAAUCCCGGUACAAGACCCUAAAGCUUCGCCUCUCUCUCGCUCUUGACGAACCUGAUCCCGCCCCUAACCAACCUCCUGAACAUAUCCUCGCUUGCCGCAUAUCUCUAGAAGACAUCAUCAACCACCUACGACCUCCCUCUCAAGCCCACCUCCUAGACCUCUUACAAACGGCCCACCUACUACGAAACCCUCCUCCAAGUUUCAAGGACAGAAUAAUGAACCUCCCGAUGCGCACAAGAACUGCCCUGCGGCUAGCUGCAAUGGUGUUGUUGCUCCUGGUGGAAGUGGUAAUGGAGAUAAUGCCGAGACCGCGGAGCGUGAGAGCAGGAGACCUGUCUAUUGCCAAGAGCUCCACGACUCGGAUGGUGUCUCGCUAUAUAUACAUCUUAAUAGAGCUGGUUCUUGUUGGGUGUAUAGCUGUGCUUCUUGUGUAG